AUGGAGAUCCCCGGUUGGAGAACAUUCGGGUGGAAGAAAAGUGGCAUGAAAACGUCUCCGUGUACCGGGCGCGUGGGUGCCUGGAGAGGAAUGUGGAGAGAGCUGUUGCUCAAAGGGAGCAAAGAGGAGCAGCGGGAUUAUGUCUUCUACCUGGCUGUGGGGAACUACCGGCUCAAGGAAUAUGAAAAGGCCCUAAAGUAUGUGCGAGGGCUGCUGCAGACCGAACCCCAGAACAACCAGGCCAAAGAACUGGAGCGGCUCAUCGACAAGGCCAUGAAGAAAGAUGGACUGGUGGGCAUGGCCAUUGUUGGAGGCAUGGCCCUGGGUGUGGCAGGACUGGCUGGACUCAUCGGAUUUGCUGUAUCCAAGUCCAAAUCCUGA
This is a messenger RNA of Pipistrellus nathusii (Nathusius's pipistrelle), 381 nucleotides long. The record is from the annotation of a GenBank genome assembly. NCBI's taxonomy places the organism in Eukaryota, Metazoa, Chordata, Mammalia, Chiroptera, Vespertilionidae.